This is a messenger RNA of Frieseomelitta varia, 2195 nucleotides long. RefSeq lists its product as uncharacterized. The record is from RefSeq and is a predicted model, not a curated record. The coding region runs from base 165 to 1640 and encodes 491 amino acids. NCBI's taxonomy places the organism in Eukaryota, Metazoa, Arthropoda, Insecta, Hymenoptera, Apidae. The transcript has 5 exons.
UAUGCAUUCGAUUUGUUGCGAGUGCAACACUUGCUUUCGUAUCAUUCGUGACGAUGUUCUGAAAAGUUGCAUGUGGUCGUGUAUGCAUGUUUUGCUUGCGAGCUGACGAUGCGCCUCAGAUAAGAGAGUGAACACAUCGGCAUCGUAAUAUUCGACUGAUUGAAAUGGGUAAUCAAGCGACACGUGUAGGCCAUGUAUCCGCGAAGAAGGCUGACGUUGUCACGCACACCGGCGAAAGUGCAAAUAGCGCGAACAACCUCUCGAAGAGUUCCUCGGGGACCGAGUUGGAAAGCAACACGCACAUGCAGUUCCUUCCGAUUGAGAAUCUGGCGAAGAUCUUAUCUCAUCAAACUCACGAUGAAGAACGUAUAAAUGGAAUUACAGCAUCUGUGUUUCAACGCUAUCUCUUCCCCAAUUACCCGGAGUUAGGUGAAAAAUUAUUCAAUCAUCUUCAUCACGCUGCCAAUGUUAGUACCUCAUAUCUGAGUGCCAAUUGUUUCAAACAACAAGCAGAAAAGUUCCUCGCAGUGAUGAAUGAUCAAGCCGUACUGGAGAAUUAUGUGAAGAUGUAUUCAGAUAUAAAAGGAGAUGGAAAUAUAAAUCCAGAUGGAUUGAAGGCCUUAUUGAACAUUUCUUACGACAUUUUUAUGAGUAAUAGCGGACUUUCUUCUUGUAUCUAUAAAGGUCAAAUAAUUGAUUCAGCUGUCUCGUCAUGUUUCCAUGGCAAAAAUGCUUUGUCUGUGAGUUAUGUGAGCAAUUGGAUUUGGCAGAAUUGUGCACGUGUAAUAUAUGGCCCUCAUCGCUACAUAAUACACGUGCUAACAACUGCUUACAGAAAUGGCAACGCUCUCUUAUCUAAAGAACAGCCGCAACCACAUUUGUUGAUACCAACACCUAUACUGGAACAACCAGACUUUCCAUGUUUUCCUCAAGUUUUAUUACCAAUGAGCUACGUGUGGUUAUUAUCGAGCACGUUACCCGAAUGUUAUCUUCAGGCAGAUAAUUCACCAAAAGAUAUUACUCAUGCACUGAUAGCUAAAAGAAUGGGCAACCUGUGCCCUAGACACUGGACAUUAUUAUACAACAGUUCGGAACAUGGCACAGGAGCUAAUCGCUUUCUUCACCAUGUAUUGGGAUACAGAGGUCCCACUCUGUUAUUUAUACGAACUGUUAGUCCAAACGAAGAUACUUCGCGUCCUAUAUAUUGUAUAUGUUCAGCGAUAGAAUGGCGUGAGAGUCACUUAUAUUGGGGCGACGAAGACACUUUGGGUAUUGAACUAUUUCCUUCGUACAGGAUUAUUGAAAAGGGAGCUAAAGUAUUGUAUUUGAAUACUAAUAUCAGAGGCUAUCCUCAUGGAUUACGAUUUGGAAGUAAUCCUCGCUCCCCAUAUAUUAAUAUAGAUGAAUCAUUCCAUUCAGUCAGUAUUGCAGGUGCACCUUACCCAAUUUCUAGCUUAGAAGUUUGGGGUUGUGGCGAUGCAAAAUUAAGGGAACGUCAAUUGGAAAUUAAAAAGUGGCAAGUGAAAGAAGCAGAAAAACAAAGAAUCGUUAAGUUAAGCGCUAGCGAUUGGCAAGAUCACCCUGAUCGUUACUUACUUGAAUUAGCAGGUAGGGCAUCCUACAAUGAAUCAAAUAAAUAGUCGCAGUAUAAUGUUCUAUUAUAGCAGAAAAUUAAUUUAGGAUUUUAGUAUGUUAUUUGUACAUAUGUAUAUAUUGUCAAGUAUAUAAUUGCUCGAAUAUGUACUUAUGCUGUACGUGUAAGAUUGCAAACACCAUAUUCGAUUUACAAAGUACGAAGUACCAUAGCAUAUAAACUAUAGAUUGUACUAUUGAAAGGGAAAGUUUCUUAAUUUAUUUUUUAUGAAGCUGUUACUUAAAAUCGAAGUAUUUACUUCAAAAACCUAAUAUAUAAUAUAUUUUUAAACAGUACUUUCAUGCUCAAUAAUAUUAGCAUAAAGAUUACAAAGCUCAGGUAGAGCUUUGAGCUAAAGAUAUUCAGGAUAAAAAUGUGCUAUCUUACAUAGUAAUGAUUAAAAAUUUACAGUAUAAGAAUCAAAUAAAUGACUUACACUGUAGACUUUUAAUAGAAUAUUAAAUAUAUACAUAUACUUGUUGGAAAUGUAAUAACUACAUAGGUGCUAUUGCACAUUUUUAUAUGAGUUUUAAAUAAAUGUGUUUUAGUUAUGUACGUUAAA